AUGGAGGAACUUCAGAGAAAGUUAGACCAAAGAUAUGAAGAAAGACCAAGGAAGGUUAGAUUUAAAAUAUCUUCUGCGUACAGUGGUCGGGUUCUGAAACAGGUCUUUGAAGAUGGCCAUGAGCUGGAGUUACCUGAGGAGGAAUAUCCACAUAGUUUUCUACAUGACACUUUUGAGGCAUCAGAACAUUACUACAGCGAAGGAGAAGUCCAUCCUCGGUUCUAUCCCACCACUCGUCUUACGGCACAGAGGAUCAGUGUUUUCAGAGAUGGCACGUCUUACAGAUUAGCUAGUGACCCAUUAUUCUCAGAAUGCCAUGGGUUUGACAAAAAAACAUCUAACGUGAUCGAUUUUGGCAAGAUAAUAAUUUACACUAAUAAUUUAAAGAUUAUCCGAACUCCAGUAAGCAGAAUAGGAGAUAUCUCUGAAAAUCAAAGAUGCUAUCAGAAAGAAGAAAAGCAAACGAUCAAAAGAAAUAUAUUGUUGACACCAGAGGAGAGAUAUGAAAAUCCUCAAACUCCUAGGGAAGAUAUAAAGGAAGGCGAGAUCCACCAGUGCUUGCAGUGCAAAGGGUCAGGAUGUGCCCCAUGCUCUUUGUGUCAUGGGAGCAAGUUUUCAAUGCUUGCAAACAGGUUCAAAGAGUCUUACCGUGCUCUUCGGUGUCCUGCGUGUGACGAAAAAGGUCUGCAGCCAUGUCAGACUUGUGCCCAUUAGAGUUGAGUUCCUAUCAUAAAGGACCA
Pelobates fuscus (common spadefoot toad) is the source of this 740-nucleotide messenger RNA. It is a transcript of the gene GRXCR2, whose product is annotated as glutaredoxin and cysteine rich domain containing 2. Gene Ontology annotation, cellular component: microvillus; stereocilium shaft; stereocilium base. The transcript is spliced from 3 exons. The record is from RefSeq and is a predicted model, not a curated record. NCBI's taxonomy places the organism in Eukaryota, Metazoa, Chordata, Amphibia, Anura, Pelobatidae. Gene Ontology annotation, biological process: sensory perception of sound. The coding region runs from base 1 to 714 and encodes 237 amino acids.